CCCGUUCAAGCCCAAAGUUAACCGAGCGCCUUCAUCUCCAUCGCCAAACCAUUCCUCUUCCUCUUCCCCUCUUGCUCUCUUCAUCGCCAAAACAUUCACUGCCUUCAUCUUCACGGGAGCCUAGAAUGCUCGCGAGGUGGGCUGCUCGUGAGGCGGGCUUUUGCAGUGGUCGUUCGCUGCUCAACCUGGAGUAGCAAUAGGGGAGGAAGAGAAGCGUAUCCCGGCCACAGUGACCUUCCGAUCCAGCAUGGGCCCUUCCGUCGUUGUUUGUUGCAGGCUCGUAGUUGGGAACACUGAAAUCACUCAUCGACGAGGAUAAAGGAAGGGGGAAGGACAGGGAUGACGGCCCUGACGGUGGCGGGGAACUUCGUGCUGUUGUUCUUCUUGACGCCACUUCUGGCAUCGAUUCCGACUUGGGCAGUGGGGCCGCCGCUGGUGGUUUGGGCGUGCUGAUGAUGAAGACGGUAGUGGAGGUGGAAUGGGAGAACAUGAGGGAAGCCAUCCCCGCCUUCGUCACCAUCAUUUUGAUGCCCCUCACCUACUCAAUUACGUACGACCUCAUCGGUGGCAUUGCCACCUACAUCGUCCUCCGCCUUUGCGAAUACAUCUGCUCUGUUCUCGUCAAGAGCUUCCAUCUUCUCCGCAAUAGCUCUGCUUUAUUACCUUGUUCGAUCAAUGUGGAUGGUUGAGACUAAAGAUAGUUAUCUUUUGUCCAUUCAACAUGUUCAUCAUGGGAAAAAUACUUUGGGAGAAAGACAUGGCUCUUCGGUUUUCGUCCAACAUGGUCUUUUUAGGUAUUAACUCAAAUCCUUUUGAUGUGGAUGUUUCCCAAAUUUAAACAUUUGUUCAUGUUAUUUUCAAAUUAUUGUUCUUUUGUCUUCUCAUGUGAGAAGGGCGGAGACAUAUAGUUCAUGAAUUCAUUUAAGUAGUCACUAGAUUUCAUCCUUGCAGAUAGUGGUUUUGAUGUUUGGGUUGGUAAUGUACACAACAUAAGAUGGAGCCAUGGUCAUACUAGUUUAUCUAUUCAUGAGAAGGUUUCUCUUUUUUUGUUUCAUUUCCUCGAUAAUACAUAGUUAUGUUCUCUCAUACUCUUUAUAUUAGAGUAUUUUGAUCAUAAUGUUAUGUAGUCCUUUGACUAUUUUUCCAGGCAUAUUGGUAUUAGAGUUGGCAAGAAUCGGCACAGAACGACUAGCAAGCUAUGAUAAGUUAUAGAUUUUCUAAACUAGUAGCCCUUGAUUGAUGUUUGUAGUUAUUAAAUUUAGAAUCUUAUUCAUGGUUUUACACUUUUCAUGCCAUGUGUUGAAGCCAAAGAGGGGUUGAAAUAAAUUUGCAAAAACUUAAGAGGUUACACCAGCAAGACUUUAUAUCAAUCUGUUAGGUAUACAAUUAUAGUUUCUAAUUUGUAAUAUAUAUAUAUUUAUUUGAGAAGGAGUCCUCAAUGGUACUGGGAAGAAUGUCGGAAAGCCGAAAAAAUGGAAACUUUAGCAGGUUAAGGAGUAAUGGGAGCUAUGGUGCCGCCUCUUCAUUGACAUCUAAGUAGAAA
Messenger RNA from Zingiber officinale, 1543 nucleotides. RefSeq names its product adenine/guanine permease AZG1-like. The record is from RefSeq and is a predicted model, not a curated record. The transcript is spliced from 2 exons. The coding region runs from base 453 to 689 and encodes 78 amino acids. NCBI's taxonomy places the organism in Eukaryota, Viridiplantae, Streptophyta, Magnoliopsida, Zingiberales, Zingiberaceae. Gene Ontology annotation, molecular function: purine nucleobase transmembrane transporter activity. Gene Ontology annotation, cellular component: plasma membrane.